CCAGCCCAGCCUGGAAUCCGAGCGGCGCCGCUUCCUGCUCGCCCGAGGCGGAAGAGAAGGCACAGCCGCGGCCGCCGCCCAGCCCCGAACCCGCCGCCAUGGACAGCCGGGGUCGGCGGGUGGUGGUCUGCGACAACGGCACCGGGUUUGUGAAAUGUGGCUACGCCGGUUCGAAUUUUCCUGAGCACAUUUUCCCAGCUCUGGUGGGACGUCCUAUUAUUCGGUCCAGCGUUAAGGUUGGCAACAUUGAGAUCAAGGACCUCAUGGUGGGCGAUGAUGCCAGCAAGCUGCGUUCCAUGUUGGAGGUGAACUAUCCCAUGGAGAACGGGAUUGUGCGCAGCUGGGAUGACAUGAAAUAUUUGUGGGACUACACCUUUGGGCCCGAGAAACUCAACGUUGACCCCCGCAACUGUAAGAUUCUGCUCACAGAGCCGCCCAUGAAUCCCACCAAGAACCGAGAAAAGAUCAUUGAGGUUAUGUUUGAAACAUACCAGUUUGAUGGUGUCUAUAUUGCAAUCCAAGCCGUCUUGACUCUUUAUGCUCAAGGUCUGCUGACCGGGGUGGUGGUGGACUCUGGGGACGGGGUCACUCACAUCUGCCCCGUCUACGAGGGCUUUUCAUUGCCCCACCUCACCCGCCGGCUGGAUAUCGCAGGGCGCGACAUCACACGCUACCUCAUCAAGCUCUUGUUACUUCGCGGCUACGCCUUCAACCACUCGGCUGAUUUUGAGACGGUCAGGAUGAUGAAAGAGAAGCUGUGUUAUGUUGGCUACAACAUUGACCAGGAACAGCAGUUAGCCCGCGAGACAACAGUGCUGGUGGAAUCCUAUACGCUGCCAGACGGGCGUGUGAUCAAAGUUGGGGGGGAACGCUUUGAAGCCCCCGAAGCGCUGUUUCAGCCUCACCUCAUCAACGUGGAAGGGGUGGGAAUGGCUGAGCUUCUCUUCAGCACCAUCCAAGCUUCUGCUGUGGACACUCGGGCAGAGUUUUAUAAACAUAUUGUUCUUUCGGGAGGCUCCACCAUGUACCCCGGACUGCCAUCCCGCCUGGAGCGUGAGAUCAAACAGCUGUAUCUAGAACGGGUGCUAAACGGGGAUGUGCAAAAACUGUCGAAAUUCAAGAUUCGCAUCGAGGACCCCCCACGCCGAAAACACAUGGUAUUCCUGGGGGGAGCCGUCCUCGCUGACAUCAUGAAAGACAAGGAGAGCUUCUGGCUGCAACGGUCCGACUACCUGGAAAAGGGGACCCGGAUUCUUGAGAUGCUCGGAGUGCCAAUGCGAUAGGACAGGAAGAUGGCUCCUCAUCCUGGUCUUUCCUUGGACCUUAAUGCCCAAUUCCAAUCCCCUUUCCCUUCUCCUUUCUUUCUUCUUCAGCAAUCGUAACGCCGAGUAUUUUUUUAAGGGGGUGUUGCAGCCUGACAGCCUGUUUUUGGCUCUUUCCUUCCCCUUUUAAGCUGCUAGUCCUCUGCAAGGGGACAGGGAGAACGGUCCCAAGGAAGCGCUAAAUCACCCUCCCUUGAAAUUUCAAAGGCUUGCUUUUCUCCAAUGCAGCUCAGGCUGUCAACCUUGGCUCCGGGAAUUCAUUUCUAUCCUGUCCUUUAGAGAAAAACAAAUUUUUAGGCCUUGCAGACAGGAGAGAAAUGAACACACUCCUGUAUUUUCACCUAACAACUCAGGGAUGCUGGGGAUAUACUGGUCAGUUUUUUUUCCUCCAAAAUAAUUCUCCUUUCCCCUCGCCAAGCCCCUUUUUUAUCUUCCUCCACUUCAAAGACCAAAAAAAGUUGCUUUUGGCUCAGGACCAAAGAUAAACCAGUUCUGCUUGCUUGCAAGGCGUAAGUUCUGCCUUUUUUCUGGAUCAGGGUAACUUUCUGAAGAAAGACCUUUGGAAGGGGGGUGUAUCGGCAGCAAACCAGCUAUGAAAGAUAAUUUGAGCCCGCCCUGAGAGAGAUCUGUGCCCUUCACAAAAGAUUGUGUUGCUUGAAAUGUAAUUCAUCCCCUCCCCAGCUUCAUUUUUUAAAUAAAAAAUUAACAUUC
Molecule: messenger RNA, 2033 nt
Organism: Candoia aspera
Lineage: Eukaryota; Metazoa; Chordata; Lepidosauria; Squamata; Candoiidae
Product: actin-related protein 2-B-like
Exons: 9
Coding region: 99-1283 (394 amino acids)
Biological process (GO): Arp2/3 complex-mediated actin nucleation
Cellular component (GO): Arp2/3 protein complex; actin cortical patch
Molecular function (GO): actin filament binding
Source: RefSeq, a predicted model, not a curated record